This is a messenger RNA of Cylicocyclus nassatus, 3582 nucleotides long. The record is from the annotation of a GenBank genome assembly. Lineage: Eukaryota; Metazoa; Nematoda; Chromadorea; Rhabditida; Strongylidae.
AUGGGUUUUAAUGGUUACUUUGUUAGAAUAAUGGGUACUUCUGGUGCUGUUAAGGAUUGGAAUAUUCCAUUAAGUUAUAUGAGAGCAGAGACAUACCAAGCUGCUUUACAUGGUCAAGAUUUAGACAGUUAUCGUGAUGCAGACGGAUCAUUACACAGAACAGCAUUAAAGUAUGUUGCUCCAAAGGUUGAAUUUAAUCUGCCUUUUAUGGAUUCAGACAGAAUGAAUGAUUUUAUGUCUAAACUACGUGCAAGAUAUACUGAUAAGACAGAAAAGAAGCUUAGAGCUAGUGUUUAUAUGCCAGAACUAGAUGAUUAUGUUACACAUGAUUUCUAUGUUCCAGAUAUAACAUUUACACCUUAUACAACAUACAAGAAUAAGGAUAUAUAUUCAGAAGCUUUAAGCCUGGAAGAAUCAUUGUUGGAAGGUGACACGAUUCAGUUUGAUGUUGUUAAUCAGCAAAUGGAUGUAAUCAUUAAGUUUACGGAUAGCAUUGACAGAAACUUUAGUUUUAAACUUGGAACAUAUAAUGUAUUCUCGGCAGAACGUACAGCAGACAGAAUGUGGAAAGAGAUUGUAGCAUACGAUAACAUGACAAAGUUUGAUGUAGACUUUUCAGAUAGAUACAACUUCUUUUUCUCAGAUGGCAAUGAACAUACAGUAAGAGAAUUGUUCAAUUUUAUCUGUAGCAUGGUUAGAGUUGAGGUUGAUACUGGAAGCACUGGUAAAGAUUAUCCAAACUUUGAUAUGAGUAUUGGAAAGACUAUUGAGCCAACAUCUUUAAGUGCUAGAGCAUUGAUGCAAUAUAUAUGUGAGAUUAUUGGUGUCUUUGGUCAUAUUAACAAUGAAGGACAGUUUGAGUUUAUCGACUUUAAAAAAGGUCUUUUAUAUCCAAGAAAAGGUUUAUAUCCACAUAAAGGUUUAUAUCCUUCUUCAAAUGCUUACGAUUCACCAAAUGACGUUACAAUCUAUAAGAGUUGUGAUUUCAAAGACUUUACAACAGAUAAGAUUGAUGGAAUUGCUAUUAGAAUGGAAGCUGAUGAUAUUGGUGUUUUGUAUAGCACUAAGAAAAAUGCUGAAAACGUGUAUUCAAUAAUUUCCAAUCCUUUAACUUUUGGCAAAGAAAAGGAAGAAUUAGAAGAAAUUGCAAAGAAUCUGUUUAAGAUUUAUUCUGUAUUCUACUAUACACCAUGCAAUUUAGUUGUUGCUAAGAGUUUAGACUUGCAGCUUGGUACUGUAUUUGAUGUAUACGCUAAAAUUCCAAGAGAGAAUGAUGUGUUGGAAACAAAGUUUACGUCUUUUGCAUUGACACGUUCAUUAAACGGUAUUCAGGCUAUUUCAAACAAUUUAGUAGCACAGGGUACAAAAUCUCAACAACAGUACAUAAGUCCUAUUACAAGGGAAUUUACGAGCAUACAGGGCAAGUAUAACAAGGUUGUGGAAGAUAUUAAUGGUUACAGACGUGAAAUGGGUGAUAUUUCAAGAGGUCUUAAUACAAAAAUUGAUGAAACAGCAGAAGGUAUUUCCAUUCAAAUGACAGACUUACAACAAAAUCUUGAAGGUCAAAUUAGUGCAUCUGCUAGAGGUUUGGAAGCAAAAUUUAAAGAAACUUACACAACAAAAGAUUAUUUGCAAGAACUUGGAAUCGCUGGUGAGAACUUAUUGCUUAAAAGUGAUUUGAAUAAUGCAGAUUUCAAUGAUGUAUGGGAAUUACAUGGUGCUACCAUUGACAAUGAGCGUGGAGUAAUUGUGUUUGAUGCAAAUGGUUACGCAGACUUUAAGUGUCAUCCUAGAAUGGAAUUAGAAGAAGAUUAUACAUUUUCAUGUUUGGGGUUGUAUUAUAAUGAUGACAGCGAAGGUGCUUUACCACCAACAAUAAUGUUUGAGUUGCAUUAUGAUGUAGAGGGUAUGGUUGUGCCAGAAAUUGUUUAUGGUAGGAUUCCAUUGAUUAAACCUUCACUCACAUUUAAACCAAAAGCACAAUAUUUAAGAUAUAUAAGAGUUUAUGGUGAUAGUGUAGCUGGGUGGGAAGUUCCUAAAUUUAAACUUGAAAAAGGAAAACAAGCUACUUCAUGGACACCAGCACCGUCAGACAGUACAACAGGACAGAUUAAUACAUUACGAGAAGAAUUUGAAUCGGAGUUAAAGGAAACAGCAAGAGAGAUUAAAACAACAGUUGCAAAAACAACUUAUGCUUACAAUGAAGUUGAUGCAGAAGGAAAUCCAAUUACAGUUAAAUUCUAUGCUUAUGGUAUUCCAGAGUUAAACACUGAUGUUUGGAGUGGUAAGCAAGUCACAGAUGAUAUUUAUUUGGAUAUGGAAACAGGACAGACAUAUAAGUUUGGUAGAACGUCUUGGAGUACAUAUAUUAAGCUAGAAACAAAAGCAGAUUCACUUACUUCCAUGAUAGACCAAAAGCCAGAAUCAGUUGAGAUACUUAUUACUGGAAAAGGUAAGUCGGUUGGAAUGAAGAUAAGAAUGUUAGAUGCAGAAGGAAAUCCAGUGUCAAUCAGUGAAGAAGCAGAUAUUGAUUUGGCUGGUAUGGUAUCAUUUACAGACUUAUUGAACAAUUCUAAAACAAUUAUCAACGGUGAUUACAUUAAGACUGGUACUAUUGAUGCAAACAUAGUUAGAGUAAUCAAUAUGGUAGCAGAUAGUAUUGUUGCUGGUGUAUUAAAAUCAAGAGAUUACCAAGAGAGUGAUAUUGAGUAUGAUGAUGAUGGAAACAUUAUAUCUGGAUCAGUUAAAUCUGGUAUUAAAUUUGAUUUGGAUAAUAGACAUAUUCGUACACCUCAAAUAGAUAUUGCAGAUGAUUACAUUGAUGUUAAUGGUCAUGGAACAUUUGGAAUUAGAGGUAGUGGUGAUGUUGGUAAUUUAUCAUUUACCAAUGGUUUAAAUAAUGUUGCAAGUGGAAACUUUAGUCAUGCAGAAGCACAAGGAACUACAGCAGAAGAAGGUUACGAAACAAUAGCAAGUGGAUAUGCUUCUCAUGCAGAAGGUCAAGGCACUAUAGCAAGUGAACCUAAUCAAACUGUUGUUGGAAAGUACAAUAAAGAAUCUAAAUCAUUGUUUGUUGUUGGUAAUGGUAGUGCAAGCAAUAGAAAAAAUGCUUUUGAAGUAGAUGAAAAAGGUCAUAUUAUUGGUGGUGGUUAUGGAAUUAUCGGUCAUGGAUAUGGCAAUUCUGGUUGGACUUCUGCAAAUUACAACACCGAAACAUUCUUGAAUGCUUUUUCAACAAUAGCAAAUCAAGAUACAGAUUACUACACAAAGACAACCAAUAGUUCAAUUAAGUUUAAAAGGGAUUGCUUAUGUACUGUAACAGCUAGAGUUGGCUAUUAUUCGUCUGUAGCAAAUGUAAGAGGUGAUUUUACACCUUUUAUCAACUUUGUCAGAAUGGCAGCUUAUUCAAUCCAAUGUAGCACUGCAAAGGCUGGAAACACUGGUGCAAACAUUCAGCUUGUAACAUUCACAUAUCCAUUUAAAAAGGAUGAUAUAUUAGAGUUUUCAUGCAGAACUGUUGAUACUGGUGGAAAUGUUUAUUUUAACAUUGGUGAUGUAAUGAUAACUAAGAUUUUAGGUUAA